AUGUCUUCAACACCCCACCUCGACGCGCUCCAACGCGACGGCUUCGUCGUCAUUCGCAACCUCCUCACGCCAGCCGAAAUAACCCAUUACCGCACCAUCGCAACCGAAGUCACAACCAAAACCCGCACCGGCGGCUGGCCCCAUUUCCGCACCGUCCCCAAACAAUUCCCCCCAUGGCCCACCACCCCACCCCCAGCCUCAGAGGGCGGAAUCUGGGGCGUCCAGCACCUCCUACACCCAGAAAUGGAGCAUAGACAAUCAUUCGCGAAGUGCUACUUCUCCGAAUCAAUCCUGAAAGUAGUCGAGGAACUCGUCGGCGUCUCCAGCUCCGCUGAUACCGAACCGCUCGUCAUGGAACUAUUCAAUCUACUCGUGGCGCCAGAAACAAAGGAUUUCGAACUCCGCUGGCACAGAGAUGAUAUUCCUGAGACUGCUACGGCCGAAGAAGAGCUUGCACAGCUAGCUGCGAAGUCACCCGGUGGAAGACAGUCGCAUGCGCAAUACAAUCUUGCGUUAUGUCCUGAUGCGUCGCUGAUUGUCAUACCGGGUUCUCAUCGACGGGCGCGUACGGAUAUCGAGCGUAAUGCGAAGCCUUACGAGCCCUCUCUGCCGGAUCAGUUGGUUGUGCAGUUGCAGCCUGGUGAUGCGGUGUUUUAUGAUAGUAAUAUCUUGCAUCGGGGUGUCUAUAAGGGGAAGGAUGAGGGGGCGGAGGAAACGAGAUUGACACUGCAUGGAAGUUUAGGGGUUAAAGCUGAUGGAGAUGAUGAGAAGAAGAAGGUACGGGCUACUGCGGUGUUGCAGCACGGGGUUGGGGCCUGGGUGCACCGGGAUGAUGCUGCUUUUGGGAUUGGGGAGAGGCCGGAGAAGAUGAGGGCUAAUUUGGUGGCGAUGGGGACUGGGGAGGGAAUUGGGUAUUCGUUGCAGGGAUAG
Molecule: messenger RNA, 930 nt
Organism: Penicillium pulvis
Lineage: Eukaryota; Fungi; Ascomycota; Eurotiomycetes; Eurotiales; Aspergillaceae
Product: phytanoyl-CoA dioxygenase family protein
Exons: 1
Coding region: 1-930 (309 amino acids)
Source: RefSeq, a predicted model, not a curated record